Molecule: messenger RNA, 6677 nt
Organism: Cherax quadricarinatus
Lineage: Eukaryota; Metazoa; Arthropoda; Malacostraca; Decapoda; Parastacidae
Product: uro-adherence factor A
Source: RefSeq, a predicted model, not a curated record
AGUUGUGUAGGGAGCGUCAGGGGAGGCAGAGCUCAGUGUGUGUUGAAACAUCAAGGUGGAGUGUCGUGCGUCUCUCUCUCUCUACUCUACUGACAACCCAAAACUUAACUGAUUAUAAAUAUAUACAUACUGACACGUUCUGCGUAACCUGGAACUUUAGAGAUAAUUCAUCGUGUUCAUCAGCCUCGUAAAUAGGAGGGACGUGGUCGCAGAUACACUAUCAACCACAUCGUCAAGCAUAUAUAAACACCGGCCAAUAUUACGCAAGACUAAACCAGGGGCGAGAUAAACAACUUUAGCAGUGACUAACUAAACGCCAACAUUCACGCUACGCUUGAAAUGUUAAGUUGGGCUAAGAAACAUGUGCGGCAUAAACAGAGAAAUGCUGAUGAACAACAUGACUCUGAAACAGAUCAAGGCUCGGAUGUUGAGAGUCCAGAGAAGAGGUCGAGUCCUGAGAAAAAGCUUCCUCCGGAGAAGAGGACUCCAAGUUUUGCUAAAAGACUCGCCUCUUUCAGGAAGUUAGGACUCGAUAGGAAGAGUCCAGAUAAAGCCUCGAAGGCAAAGAGCAGAAGUCCGGAAAAACGACUGAGGGACGACAGUAGAAGUCCUGAGACGAGACACUUGAGCCAAGACAUCAGUAUGAACGGUCGUGCUGGUACAGACUCCGGUGCUGGGAGUGAGUCCAGCACCCCUGAAAGGCAGCAGAGUCCAAGUCCUAGACGAAGUCCAGCAACACAGUCACUUGGAAGAGCAGCCGUGGAUCCGUCACCCACACGGAGAACAGAUACGUACUCCAGUUCGAAGCCACACCAGCAGCCGGGUGGAGACGCAACUCAGCCUUCACCAGAUCAUAUUAUCAAAGAAUCAAAGUCAGAAAACUCCUCCGAGAGUUUUAAUGUAAACGAAACACUAAAGUUAUUCACCUCAGAGACAUCCAGAAUUCCGCAGAGAUUUGUGAUUCCAGCUCCGAAGAGAUCCACAAUUCCAGAGAAGCCACUGACUCCGGACAAAUCCAAAACUCCGGAGAGGUCUACAACUCCGGACAAAUCCACGAUUCUGGGCAGGUCUUCGAUUCCGGACAAAUCUUCGACUCUUGAGAAGUUCCGUUUUCCAGAGAGACAAAAGAGUCCUGAGCGGGACUACAAGAGUUUACCUUGUACAACUUCAGAAGUCCACACAUGCUCCGGGAAUCUGCAUACUGAAGUACUUUAUGAAACUGACAAAUUGAAAAACACGGAGAAAUUAGAUAAUUUAAAUAGUGUUAGCGCUGAAGAGGAAGAAAGUAAUAAGUCAGAAAGUUCACCCGGUGUAAAUACAAGUGUAAAUGAAGCUACGGUUGUACGUGUUAUUAAUGAACACAGUGAGAAAGAAUCCACGCUAUGGAUUAGUGAUAACAUUAAGGAGGAGUUAACACAUGGUGAACACGAGGAACAAACAAACGAGAGGAACAAGCAAAAUCAAAAGGUAGAAGACAAGGCAGAAGACAAGGCAGAAGACAAGGCAGAAGACAAGGCAGAAGACACAAGCCAGUCCCCAAGAAACAUCACUAACGAUAACCAAAGGACUGUUGUGGUGGCAGCGCCUGUGCUGCACACCUGUGAUGGCAGAGAUGAUGACCAACACUCAAGCAACACACCUGAUGAACACCGUGAUGAAGUGGCUCAGAAACUAACUGAUGAAGGCACUGUUGUUAGGGAUGAAGGUAACCUUCCUCCGCCAGUGGUAAGUAUGACAUCACAACGGAGUAAAGAUCCUCAGCUCCUUCAGAAUCUCAACACUUCUUCGGAAAGUGUUAAGGAGCCUCCACCAUCUCCAGUUAAUUACUCUACAAAGGAUAUUAAGGAAGUACCAGUUCCAGUAAUUAUCCCAGCAACGAAUAGUGAAAAUCUUUUAUCAUCGGACAGCAAUACUUUGAAGAGCAAGGAGAAUUAUGGGGCUGAGAUGACGGAGGCUUUAAAAACCCAUAAGAAACCCAAGACGGAGGAUUCAGUGAAGAAAAGUGAGGAUGCUGCUGAGGAUGCUGCUGAGGAUGCUGCCAAGGAUGCUGCCAAGGAUGCUGCCAAGGAUGCUGGCAAGGAUGCUGGCAAAGAUGCUGCCAAGGAUGCUGCCAAGGAUACUGCCAAGGAUGCUGCCAAGGAUGCUGCCAAGGAUGCUGCCAAGGAUGCUACUGAUGAUUCUGCUAGGAAUGCUACUGAAGGUGUUCCUUGUUCUCAAAUCUCUUUUCCAACAGACAGGGAGAAGCCUGUAGAAAAUGGCCCUAUAAUAGACAGUGAAAUGCAAAAUAAGAAUUCUCAGGAACUUUGUCUUACAUGUGAUGAAAAAUUUCCUCCAUCUCUGCAUAAUGUGGCAGAGAUGAAUGAGAAACAACCGUCACUUUCACUCCAUCAUCCACCAGCUGGAUACAUCACACCUUCACUUAGUGGUCCCCUAGAUGAAAGUGAUGUAUCACCAUCUCUUCUGAAAGAAAUUUCAGAUGUCAGUGAGAAACAUCAAACUCCAUCACCUCCACUGAAGGAAGUGUCGGAUGUCAGUGAGAAACUUGCACCGAAGGAAGUGUCAGACGUCAGUGAGAAACUUGCACCGAAGGAAGUGUCAGAUGUCAGUGAGAAACUUGCACCGAAGGAAGUGUCAGAUGUCAGUGAGAAACUUGCACCGAAGGAAGUGUCAGAUGUCAGUGAGAAACUUGCACCGAAGGAAGUGUCAGAUGUCAGUGAGAAACUUGCACCGAAGGAAGUGUCAGAUGUCAGUGAGAAACUUGCACCGAAGGAAGUGUCAGAUGUCAGUGAGAAACUUGCACCGAAGGAAGUGUCAGAUGUCAGUGAGAAACUUGCACCGAAGGAAGUGUCAGAUGUCAGUGAGAAACUUGCACCGAAGGAAGUGUCAGAUGUCAGUGAGAAACUUGCACCGAAGGAAGUGUCAGAUGUCAAUGAUAAACCUGCUGUACCUCCCAAGAGUGACCUCGUCAAAUAUCACCAUGAUAACGUCGCAUUAGAGCGGCCAUUACCCAUAUAUCCAUUCGUCUCACCGGAUCAAGGCAAUGAAAAUAAUAAAUUUAACGACGCUGCAGAAGAUGGUUCUGUCAGUCAACCAGUUGGUGCAAGCAGCGGCAGCCUACCAGGUGGUGCAAGCAACGGCAGCCUACCAGGUGGUGCAAGCAACGGCAGCCUACCAGGUGGUGCAAGCAACGGCAGCCUACCAAGUGGUGCAAGUAACUGCUGUCGUAAAUCUAGUGUACUUAGUGGAUCUGAGCCGCACUCACUGGACACAUCUCACAGUGAAACAGAUGGUAGGUUCAGGGGUUCACUGCCAUCUUCUCUUAAUAAAUCUUACAAAAAUAGCACUGCAGCAGUGCCACCAUCCCCAGCGCGCCGGCUUUCACGUGGAAAUAAGGAUACAAAGCCUAGUGAUUCACAGUACUCGUUAAUGAGCACAUCUUAUCACAGUGGGGAUAAAAAUGUUGAACACAAGACACUGUUUAUCACCGGUGAUGCUUCAUCUGCAGCAGUUGGAGGCUCCCUGCCAGCAUCACCUUCAACACCCAGACGCACCAGGAGGCCACAUCCAGUACCUGCUGCACGAUCACUUCAGACAUUUGAUACAAGUGAGCAAUCGAAGCUGAGUGUUAGUGUGUGUGAGAAGGAAGUGGGUGAAGAUGUACCUGAUGUAACUCUGGAACCUCCAGAACCUCCACCUCAAGUUCAGAGAAGAGAGCAACACGCUGAGAAGCCUCCGGCACCUCCAGUUCCCAAGCCCAGAAAAACUGUUUCAUUAAAUCCCUUUGACAGUGACGAGGAAAGUGAAGAGCAACUAUCAUCAUCAAAACACAUUCCUGUACCAAAGCCUCGAAAAUCACUGAAUCCCUUUGAUAGUGACGAAGAUGAGGAUGAAUUUGAUGAACGAAAGUCAAAGGAUCAAGCUCAGCCGUUUUCAGGUUCUGUCCGUACCACGUCCGUGGCAGCAGCAAGUGUAGGAAAAAAUCCUUUUGACGAGGAAGACGAAAUAAGUGAUGAUUUUCACGAGACAAGUGACAAGUUAGAAGAACCAAAGUUUCAACCCAUAAGAUCGUCAUCUCCGGCAGUAAGUUCCAUAUCUUCAAGUUGCUCAUCUCUUUCACCAAGGCAUCUAAAUGACUCUAUGACCUCAGUUAACUACCAGUCACUGAACGCAACAAGUGAAUGCAUCUCUACCAAUCCCUUUGAUGAAGACACUGACAUCACUGAAGGAUUAACUCGAGAAACAAAGUCACGCAAGUCAUUUUCAGCGGCAAGUUUAUCUCCCAUUCAACGAAAUGCAAUGACAUCGUCGCUACCUCCUUCAGCAAGAAUCAAAACGGGGAGAAAAAAGAGACAAGCACCGCUGCCUCCAGGCCUGAUGCCCCAGCCGUCAAGUAUGGCAACAAGUGGUCAGCAUUUGACAACUGAUACUUCUAGCUUGCCCAGAAGGUUACCAUCAGGUUACCAGAGAAGCCAGAGACAAGACUGGAUCACCACCGGCAGCACCACCACCACCACCACCACCAGAGCAUCACCUAAGAAGCCACCACCGCCCCGACCACCUCCACCCAAAGCCAAAAUUAUCCUCCAGGACACAAAAUGAAAAUAAUUUCAGUAUUAGAACAGUGUAUAUAAUGUAGAAAUAAUAUAAGGGUAAUAAAUUAUUAUUAUUUUAGUUUAAGAAGAGCUAAGCCCGUAAGGGUGAAGCAGGUUUGAUCUGAGGAAGCGGAGGAUAGCGUCAACCCAUCCUUGAGAGGAUGGGUAUUUAAUGCAAUAGUUAAUAUUAUAAAUGAUGGGUAUUUAAUGCAAUAGUUAAUAUUAUAAAUGCUGGGUAUUAAUACAACAGUCAAUAUUAUAAAUGCUGGGUAUUAAUAUAACAGUUAAUAUUGUAAAUGCUGGGUAUUUAGUAUAACAGUCAAUAACAUAAAAGAAAGUAAUGUUGUACACACAACUCCAUAUAUACUGUACCAUAACAUCAUAUAUACUGUACCAUAACAUUAUACAAAUACUGUACCAUAACAUCAUACAAAUACUGUACCAAAAUAUUUAAAAUAUCCCAGGAAUUAUCAUCAUAAUCCAAGUAAAUUAUCAUUAUCAUAUUUCCCAAUUUUUAUGUAUGAGAUUAAAAUAUCGUAGUGUUGCUCAUACAUAAUUUUGUUACCUUUUUUCGAUGGUUUUGAAGGGCGAAACGUCGACAAAUGUGUGGACAAAGAUGCAAGCAGACAGGGAAAGGGACAGCAUUUCCAUCGCAUUGGAAUGAAACAUUGUUCAAAUGUAUCAUUUAAGAGUGAAACAUCGCUCAAGAGCGAAACAUCGUUCAACAGUGGAACAUCGUCCAAGAGUGAAACACCGUUCAAGAGUGAAAUAUCGUUCAAGAGUGAAACAUCGUCCAGAGUGAAACAUCGUUCAAGGGUGAAACAUCGUUCAGGAGUGAAGCAUCGUUCAAGAGUGAAACAUCGUUCAAGGGCGAAACAUCGUCCAAGAGUGAAACAUCGUUCUAGAGCGAAACGUCGUUCAAGAGUGAAACAUCGUUGAAGAGCAAAACAUUGUUCAAGAGCAAAACAGUGUUCAAGGGCGAAACAUCGUUCAAGAGUGAAACAUCGUUGAAGAGCAAAACAUCGUUCAAGAGCGAAACUUUGUCCAAGGGCGAAACAUCGUUCAAGAGCGACACAUCGUUCAAGGGUGAAACAUCGUCCAAGAGUGAAACAUCGCUCAAGAGCAAAACAUCGUUCAAGAGUGAAACAGUUCAAAAGCAAGACAUCGUUCAAGGGCGAAACAUCGUCAAUGGCACCUGCCUCUCAUGUUUCAGGUGCUGUAUGAUCCCUACGGGUUUAACGCUUACCCACAAAUGCAAUGAGAACUAUAUCCAAAUAAAGGCUUGCUUGUUCUUAAGAUUUGUGCCUUUGGUCACGUGCCUUUGUUCGUAUGCCUUUGCUCACAUACCUUUGUCCACGUGUCUUUGUUCACGUGCCUUUGUUCAUGUACCUUUGUUCACAUACCUUUGUUCACGUGUCUUUGUCCACGUGUCUUUGUCCAUGUGUCUUUGUUCACGUGCCUUUGUUCACGUUCCUUUGUUCACGUGCCUUUGUCCAUAUUCAGUGUAGCUGGCACUCUGAAGGAGGGGUGUUAAUGUUGCAGUUUUGUAACUGUAGUGUAAAGCACACCUCUGGCAAGACAGUAAUGGAGUGAAUGAUGGUGAAAGUUUUUCUUUUUCUGGUCACCCAUCUUGGUGGGAGACGGCCGAUGUGUUAAUAUAAAUAAUAACUUAUCUGACACUUAGAGUUGGCAGAAAUCUGUCUCAUUACUCCAUAGUGUUAUUAACCCAGAGAAGCCAAGCUCUGUGGCUCAUUUGUUUUCGGUCGUAUCCUCUGAUGCGACUCCCAGCAGUUUUCUAAAACCCAGGUUUCUAUAUAUUUUAAGGAAAAACUCACCAUUUUAGGCGAAAGGACACAAGUGUAACUAAUGUGACAUUUUAUUGUGGCAUUAGUUACACCUGUGUCCUUUUACCUAACAUAUUGUUGGUACAUUAAUACUAAACUCCACAUUAGUUAUAAAUCAUGCAUAUGAGAAAUGUUAUGGUAAUACGGACAGUAUGUGGAAAGACACUUGUGUACAGUUCAGGACAUGUAUUAUAGGAAACGUUUCGCCACGAGCGGCUUCUGCAGUCCUAAUACGAAGAUA